Elgaria multicarinata webbii is the source of this 2383-nucleotide messenger RNA. It is a transcript of the gene SLC2A10, whose product is annotated as solute carrier family 2 member 10. Gene Ontology annotation, biological process: D-glucose transmembrane transport; circulatory system development. The transcript has 5 exons. Gene Ontology annotation, cellular component: membrane. Bases 315 to 2060 code for a protein of 581 amino acids. Gene Ontology annotation, molecular function: D-glucose transmembrane transporter activity; symporter activity. The record is from RefSeq and is a predicted model, not a curated record. Lineage: Eukaryota; Metazoa; Chordata; Lepidosauria; Squamata; Anguidae.
UGCGACGGUGCAACAUUCCGGCGGGUGGCUUUUUAGCGGCUGCACGAAGAAGCAUCCGGGAUGCGAAUUCCCGAUCCGGAAUCUGGAAGAGCCCAAGAGCUCCUCGCCGGGCGCGCAUCCUAGCAGAGCCCCGAGCGUUGGAAUGCAGGAUGUGCCUCCCUUCUUCCACGCUACGACGACCGGCGGCUGGAAAGCGCUGAACCGCUAGCUCGAGGCUUCGUUCCCAGAAACCCGCCGGGAUUUCAUUUUCGCCUGCUCGGUUGGAUUGGGAAACAAACUUUCGAGUUUGAACUCUCUAUGCCUCUUCCAUCGCCAUGGGACGUGCACUGCUGGUCCUCCUGUUGUCUUCAACCGUCUCACUCCUUGGUGGGCUGAUAUUUGGGUACGAGCUUGGAAUCAUCUCCGGAGCCUUGUUGCAGCUGCAGGUGGACUUUCAACUUAGCUGUUUUGAACAGGAAGUCCUUGUGAGUGCCUUGCUCGUUGGCGCUCUCCUGGCCUCUUUGGUUGGAGGGAUCUUCAUUGACCGACAGGGAAGAAAGAAAGCAAUCCUGGUCAGCAAUGCAAUUUUGCUGUGCGGCAGCCUCAUCCUGACACUCGCCAGGUCUCUUGUAUGGCUGGUAUGUGGGCGCGUGACUGUCGGCUUUGCAAUCUCUUUGUCCUCUAUGGCAUGCUGCAUCUACGUCUCCGAAAUGGUGGCCGCCCAUCAACGAGGAGUGUUGGUUUCCCUCUAUGAAGCUGGCAUCACCGUGGGUAUCUUACUUUCAUAUGCACUGAAUUACAGCUUUGCGGACAUUGCUGAGGGUUGGCGGUACAUGUUUGGCCUGGCUGUCGGCCCGGCAGUCAUUCAGUUUCUCAGCAUCCUGUUCCUCCCAAAGCACUCAGCGACUUUAAAUGUCCAUUGCAGCGAGACUCGCAAAAGCCUCAUUCGCAUCCCAAAGAAUGAUGAUGGUGAAGAUGUAACGCCACCGGGCCCUAAGGAGAAGUAUUAUUCUUUUGGGGACCUUUUCAGAUCAAAGGACAACAUGAGAAGCAGGACUCUGGUUGGCCUCGGAUUGGUGGUCUUCCAGCAGUUCACAGGGCAGCCCAACAUCCUUUGCUACGCUUCCACCAUCUUCCGCUCUGUGGGGUUUCAGAGUGAUUCCUCCGCCGUCCUGGCUUCUGUUGGUUUAGGGGUGAUGAAGGUCCUUGCAACUCUCGUUGCAAUGGCAUUUGCAGAUAAGGCCGGCAGGAGGGUGCUGCUGAUGGCUGGGUGCACGGUGAUGGCCUUUUCAGUGACUGCUAUUGGCCUGACCAGCUGCUCCAUUCCAUUAGAGAUGGCAAAAGGCUGUGAAACUCUCAGAGGAUCAAGCAACACUUCGUUCAGCUCAGCUCAUCUCCCCAUAAAUUCCGUGUCCCCGCAACCGGCUGUAUCUUACUUUCCAGUGGCGUCAGGUGCAAGUGAAAUGCAAGUAGAAUCGACUUUUGCCAUCACGAGGUCAGCAGUCAUUGCCAAAACUCUUGCCAGGAAUGAAAAUGGAGAGAGAAGCACUCCUUCACGCCCUGAGCAAGCCCGUUUUCUCAAUCAGUCAGCAGAAGGAAAGCAGCAAGAUACCAGCUCACCUAUUGGGGAGGCUCCUUCCAAGCAACAUAUACUCCUAAACUGGAUCACGUUGCUAAGCUUGAUGGCAUUUGUGAGUGCGUUCUCAAUUGGGUUUGGACCAAUGACAUGGCUUGUCCUCAGCGAGAUCUACCCUGUCAGCAUCCGAGGAAGAGCCUUUGCCUUCUGCAACAGUUUCAACUGGGGUGCCAAUCUGCUGAUCAGCUUCACGUUCCUUGAUCUUAUCGGUGCCAUUGGCUUAUCAUGGACGUUCCUUCUCUAUGGACUGGUGGGAGUGAUGGCUGUUCUGUUUAUUUAUCUUUUUGUACCAGAAACCAAAGGACAGUCUUUAGAAGAGAUUGACCAGCAGUUCUCUAAGAAGCGGUUGCUACAAAGAAAUCCAUUCUGGCAAAAUUUGUGGAACAGAAGAGAAAUCCAUGUGCGUGCUCAUUACCAAAGAGUGGACCAUUCGAGCACCUCUUGAGAGAGGAGCCAUGAAGUUUGCCACUUAAGAAGAAGAGUGGGCAUUAGUCAUGCAUCAAGAUGCUUACUUCUAUUGUGUUGGAAGUGUUUAGAUAACUUUCCCAAAGGAGGAGUCCUGGACCAUUCCAUGAAAGCCAGAGGUCCUGCAGUGACAGCACAGUUUUCUUCCUUUAAGUAUGUGUGUUCUGUUACACAUAAAAUCUAGCAUCCUUGUCUCUAGGAAAGAUUCUUCUUACAUGUCUUGAUAUCAGUUAAGAGGAACCAUAGCUGAGGUUCUCCCAAAAGAUCACAAAGCAAACUUUUUAUAAAAGCAUUUGAUAAAUA